Gymnodraco acuticeps is the source of this 1383-nucleotide messenger RNA. Its product is annotated as matrix metalloproteinase-20-like. Gene Ontology annotation, biological process: proteolysis; collagen catabolic process; extracellular matrix organization. Gene Ontology annotation, cellular component: extracellular matrix. The record is from RefSeq and is a predicted model, not a curated record. Lineage: Eukaryota; Metazoa; Chordata; Actinopteri; Perciformes; Bathydraconidae. Gene Ontology annotation, molecular function: zinc ion binding; metalloendopeptidase activity.
AUGGACUGGUUCUGGAUGUGGAUACCUGUUUUGGGCUCUCUGAUUUUUGCGGAAAUCUUGUGGAGUCUACCGAUCGAUCGGGAUCAGUGGCCGAGGCCUCAGGAUGUGGAGCUGGCUGAGGGCUACCUCAGGCGGUUUUACAGCCUGAACCCCAGAGGCAGAGUUUCAAGGAGGAGGAUCAGGUCCACGUAUGCCAUGGAGGAGAAGAUCAUAGAAAUGCAAACACAAUUUGGUUUGAGAGAGACGGGUGGUCUGAAUCCUCACACCCUGAAUGUGAUAAGCUUUUACCCUAGAAAGCCUAAAUGGAAGAAUCACACCAUCACAUUCUGAAAGAUAUCCAAAUACACUCCGGACAUGAAGAGAGAGGAUGUGGAAAAGUCCUUUCGCUCAGCGCUAAAGUUAUGGAGGGAUGCAGCACCGCUGAAGUUCAUCAAAGUCAACCAUGGCAAAGCGCUAGUCUUCAGCUUCGCACGCAAAACUCAUGGAGAUUUAUUUCCCUUUGAUGGACCCCGGGGUGUGCUGGCUCAUGCCUUUCAGCCAGGAGAGGGGAUAGGAGGAGACGUGCACUUUGAUGAGGACGAAACUUGGACGGCAAGAAGCAGGGGUUACAGCCUGUUUGCAGUUGCAGCUCAUGAGCUCGGCCACUCGCUGGGUUUGACUCACUCAAAAGACCCCUCUGCUAUCAUGUACCCCAACUACAGAAUUCAGAGCAGUACGCAGUAUUCUCUGUCCAAAGACGAUGAGCUUGGGAUCCAAGCGCUGUACGGAAAACCAAAAGGAAAAGUGGCAACAGAACCAGCCCCUGAAAAAUGUGGCCCCAAUUUGUCUUAUGAUGCAGCAGUUAUGAUUGGAAAAGAGAUUGUUUUCUUUAAGGACAGGUACAUGUGGAUGAGAACAACGCAGAAAACGUAUUGGAGUCGCCUGAGAGAAAGCCACAGCAGCACAUAUUUACCCAGCAUCAGUUCUCACGUGGAUGCCGUUUAUGACAUCCCUGCCAAAGGCGUGGCGUACAUAUUCACUGGUCAUAAGUAUUGGGUGGUUCGACAGCUUAAGAUGAAAAGUCACGCCCGCUCCAUCCAUGAGUACGGCUUCUCCUCCAGAGUCAAGCAGGUUGACGCUGCCGUGCAUGUCAGCGAAUAUGGGAAAACGGUCUUCUUCAUUGGAGAGUUUUAUUACAGGUAUGAUGAGCUCAAGAGAAGGAUGGACCCCGGCUUCCCCCGACUGAUCCAAAAAGACUGGCCUGGAAUUCCUAAAAGGGUUGACGCUGCCUUUAAGUUAGAAGGUAACAUCUUCCUCUUCAGUGGGGCAAAAUCCUACCAGUACGACUUCAGACAGACACGAGUGAUGAAUACAAUUUCAGCAAAUUCUUGGCUAGGAUGUUAA